Molecule: messenger RNA, 1821 nt
Organism: Neurospora tetraspora
Lineage: Eukaryota; Fungi; Ascomycota; Sordariomycetes; Sordariales; Sordariaceae
Product: beta-lactamase-domain-containing protein
Exons: 1
Coding region: 1-1821 (606 amino acids)
Source: RefSeq, a predicted model, not a curated record
AUGAUUUGCACACAGGAGGAGGUCAUACGAAAUCGUCUCCAAUCCGUUACCUCCAUCGUCGACGAUGUGUGUAAGAUUUCAGGUGCUCCUUCGGCAUCCGUGGGUAUACUCCACGACAAUAAGGUCAUCUUCACCAAGGGACAUGGAACAGUUGUCGGCAACCAGUCUUACCCUAAGCCACGCCAGCCUGGUCCCGAUACAGUCUACGGCAUAGGGUCCAUGACCAAGAGCUUCGUGGUUGCGUGCCUCGCAGAGGUCCGUGGUGAGGGCAAGGAGGCCAAGUUUGAAUGGAGUACACCGAUGAAGGAUCUGCUUGAUGGUUUCAACACCGAUGACAGAAUACAACACCUGGUCACUCUUUCCGAUUUCCUCUCUCACCGAACUGGGCUCAACGGAGAUAUGUCUAUCGCCCAUCAGGGGGACCAAGAGUUCCUCCUCCAAAAGGAUGAAGUUCUGCCAGUGGUGGCAACCCUCGACAAGGUCGGACAAUUUCGAGCUGAUUGGAUCUACAAUAACUGGGGUUACAGUCUCGCCGGCGAAGUUUUAGAGAAAUACUCGAGGAAGUCGUUUGAAGAUUGCCUGCGAGACUAUGUGCUCGUUCCGUUAUCACUUCACAGUACAACAACAAGACCAGAUCCAAACGGCGACUUUGCGUUUGCUCAUGCAGCACUGGACAACGGCGACCUUUACCAACUACCAAAGAAAAUCCCUUUUGAGAAGAGCAUAUUCGAAACUGCUGGGGGAAUCUACUCGAGCGUCAACGACCUUCUUGCAUGGGCGAAGGCAAUUCUUGCUGCUGAACAGAGGUCAUACUCUGGUUAUCUUAAGGAAGUCCCAACAAUCUUGAGCAACCAAGUGCCUCUGGACAAUCCGUCCAGAGAUCAUCGCUUCUACGGGUUCGGAUGGGUUCGGACGGCACUUCCAGACGUUGUGGGCCUGCAGGGAGACAACGCAGAACUGUUCAACAGGGACCAGCUUCCAGUACUCGGAUCAAAAUCACAACCAAUGAUGACCUAUUACCACCAAGGCGCCGGGCUUGGGUACUAUUCCGCAAUCUUCAUGUUUCCCGAAUCCAAUUCCGCUGUGGUGGUUCUAACGAAUUCUAUGCCACUCAACGACGUGGCGGACUGGAUCGCUCAAAUAUACAUCACCGCGCUAUUCCAAUUUGAAGAUGGAGGGAGAACGUACCUUGAUCUGGCAAAGAAGUACGUUGAACUGGCGAAGGAAAGUCGGGGUCGGAAACUCGGUCUUGUGAAGACAAUGAGAAUGGGCCUUGACAACGAGCGCAACAGGAACUACUUUCAUCCGCGACAAUUGAAGUUAUACACCGGGAGAUAUUACAACUCGAAGGGUAGCUGGCCUGGGAAUUUUUUUAUCGACAUCCGUUGUCCGAAGGAUCAGGGGGAAAAGGGCGAUUGUUUGGAGCUCAGGUUCCAAGGACGGGAAUCACAACUCUAUGAGCUCCGUCACCUCAAGGAUGAUAUCUUUGAAUGGGCACUAGACUACAACCAGCAAGCACGGCGAGCACGAUUCACGGUAUGGGACCCGGAGUAUUUCAAGAUCAAGUUCAACUUCAACCAAGAGCGGUCUCAUGAGGCUGUUACGCUCAACUGGGCAGGGAACGGGAUGGUUCUAGCUCGACGUGAGAACAAGGUGCAUCUCUCACGAAACUUUCCAAAGCUCUCAAAUGGAGUCAUACCGUUCCUCCAAGCGACACUUCGCAGGGUUGUCAAGAAGAGCUGGCGCUUGGUUUCGAGAGGUUCACGGAAGUCUCCAAGACAUCUACCCGAAAAGGCACACUUCUCGCGUUCAGGACGGUGA